AUGUAUCUAUUUCUGUGUGGUAGCCUAGGAAUUCAAAGGGAUGUUACUUAUUCCGAGUCUCGGGGGCACAAUUUUACAUUAAAUGCCACAUUCGCUGAAAUCAAAUUCAGUGACUAUGAUGGCCUAGUCAUGCCAGGAGGACGAGCUCCGGAGUAUCUUGCGAUGGAUCAAUCUGUUGUAGACUUCGUCAGCAAAUUUUCUCAUGCUGGAAAGCCGAUUACCACUAUUUGUCAUAGCCAAUUGAUUUUGGCUGCUGCAAAUAUUGUUAAAGGUUGCAAGUGCACAGCAUAUCCUACUGUGGGACCUGUACUGAUUGCUGCAGGUGCUCACUGGGUUGAACCUGAGAGCCUGUCACACUGUAUUACUGAUGGCAAUCUUGUGACUGGGGUUGCAUACCCUGGACAUCCUGAGUUCAUCCAGUCUUUUGUGAAGGCUUUAGGCAGCAGCAUUACUGGGUCGGAAAAACGGAUCUUAUUUUUAUGUGGGGACUACAUGGAAGAUUAUGAGGUAUACGUACCUUUUCAGUCUCUUCAAGCUCUAGGGUGCCAUGUUGAUGCAGUCUGCCCCAAGAAGAAGAGUGGUGACACUUGCCCAACUGCAAUUCAUGAUUUUGAAGGUGACCAGACUUACAACGAGAAACCUGGCCAUGAUUUUACUCUUACAGCUGACUUUGAGGGUUUGGAUGCCUCAAGUUAUGAUGCCCUUGUCAUCCCUGGAGGUCGUGCCCCAGAAUAUUUGGCCUUGGAUGGGAAAGUGAUUGCUCUAGUUAAGGAUUUCAUGGAGGCCAAGAAGCCAGUUGCCUCCGUUUGCCAUGGGCAGCAGAUUUUGGCUGCUGCUGGUGUUCUCAAGAAUGCUCAUAAUGAUCUUGAGGAACUUCUUGUGGUGGCGACUACUUUAACUGCGACUCUUGGCAUUGGUGUGGUAUUAAAGUGUGAUGAAAUGAAAUUAGAGCCAGUGGAAUAUGAGGCCCUGUUGAGGAAGAAAUGUACAGCAUAUCCUGCUGUGAAGCUUGACAUGGUACUAGCCGGCGCCACAUGGUUAGAACCUGAUCCAAUCGAUCGCUACUUCACUGAUGGAAACUUGGUCACAGGAGCGGCUUGGCCUGGUCACCCAGAAUUCAUUUUUCAGUUAAUGGCACUACUGGGUAUAAAGUCUGAGGAACGAAUGAGGAAAGAGAUGGAAAGAUUUGAUCAUGAAAGAAGGAAGGAAGAAGAAAGGUUGAUGCGUGAACAGCAGAGAGAGGAGGAGAGAUUGCUACGUGAGCAAAGGCGAGAAUCAGAGCGACAGGAGUAG
Messenger RNA from Eucalyptus grandis, 1293 nucleotides. RefSeq names its product protein DJ-1 homolog D. The transcript is spliced from 7 exons. The coding region runs from base 1 to 1293 and encodes 430 amino acids. The record is from RefSeq and is a predicted model, not a curated record. NCBI's taxonomy places the organism in Eukaryota, Viridiplantae, Streptophyta, Magnoliopsida, Myrtales, Myrtaceae.